Messenger RNA from Drosophila ananassae, 6124 nucleotides. RefSeq lists its product as uncharacterized. Gene Ontology annotation, biological process: cilium movement; axonemal central apparatus assembly. The record is from RefSeq and is a predicted model, not a curated record. Lineage: Eukaryota; Metazoa; Arthropoda; Insecta; Diptera; Drosophilidae. The transcript is spliced from 15 exons. Bases 123 to 6008 code for a protein of 1961 amino acids. Gene Ontology annotation, cellular component: axoneme.
CGGAAUUACAUCGUCAGGUUGUGGCGAGCACUGAAUUCGAAUUCAAAUUGAAUAAAAAACGAGAACAUAAAAUAUAUAUUUUUUCUAGCAUUGAACUUGUAGGAGCCACAAAAGUAUUCGACAUGUCCAUGUUCCGCGAUAAAUCUUCGGUCACCAAGCACCGAACCUCGAGACCUUCGCGUCGCUCGAGCAAAAGAAUAUAUUGCUGCAUCGCAAAAGAGUACUACAGUGAAUUCUCCAACAUGGUGGACACGCUGCACAUCACACCUCGGAUGAUGAUUCACAAAAAGUGCUUCAAAGUCAACAACACCUACGGGCUCACCCUCAACAUCAGAAACAGUGGAUUGUUCCCCCGGCUUCUCAAACUAACCACUGACAGUCCCGAAGAUACGUCCAUCAGCAUUCCGGAAAUGGAGAUGCAUCGUUACCUGGAAACCGACGAGGUGCUGGAGGUAAAGGUUUGGAUUAGGAGCAACACCAAGCGGGACAUCAACCGGCGGCGGCACAUCCUUAUCGAGUCGUUCCACCCAAACAUUAUCUUCCAAGUGCCCAUUAUCGUGUUGGACAAGCUGAAGGAUCCUUCGGUCUGCGACUCUAUAACCUUCCCCAGCUGUGUGCCCGGAAACAAAACCCACUUCGAACUGAUCGUCUACAAUCCCACCAAAGAUCGCAUCCGAGUGCGGUAUAGAAACACUAACCGAGGUCUGGAGAUCAGCAGCAACAACAAGGACGUUCUACCGGCAGAGGACUACGUGAAACUGUUGCUGGUAAUCGAGCCGAAGAAGCUGCAAGUCUACAAGGGCUUCUUCAACAUCAAAUUCGGAGUGAUGCCGCCCAAACCUGUGAUGUUCCAGUUCACGCCAAAAUCGAUGGGCGUAUACCUGAGCCUGGGCAAGCUGGAGUUCGGGCAGGCGAGGUUUUCGAGGGAGGAGAUGCGUAAUGUCAUCGUAUGCAACGAAACUCCGCACGAGGUGUACAUCAGUGGGGAGUUCUAUAAGGAUCCCAAGUUGGAGCCAGUCGUGACAGUCGAGUCCUCGAGCAGUGGCGGGGAGGAAGAUUCGGGCGGAUUAUCGAACAAGAUCAUUGACGACGCCAUCAGCAUGCACAGCGUGCUCCUCUACGACUUCGAGGAGGACAACAAUAUCCAGCAGGUGCUCUAUCACCCUGGAGCGUCGAAACACUUUGAUUAUAUCGUGCCCAACAGGAUCUCGGGUCUGACAUCCGGCGAAAUCAAGCUCAUCUUCCGGCCCCUCUACGAUCCACACGAUCCAUUUCCAGAGGACAUGGAGCCACCAUACUUCCAGCGGACGCGGAUCAACUUUUGUGUAACCGACGCGGAGGACUGCUACGAAAGCCACUUUGUCGUGAUGUCCGGCGAAAUCGGUGGCAUCGAAGUGGAGACACAUCCGAAGGUGAUCGACUUCCGGAAGGUGUAUCUCGGCGAGGAGCAUUGCGCCCAAAUCAAGAUCCUUAACGUGGACGCUGUGCCCGCACGGGUGGUAUACAAGGACUGCCUGGAGCCUGAUCUGGCCGGAAUAAGGGUCAUGCCCGUGGAGGGCUAUCUCCUAGAGCCGUGCACCCGCGGCAUCUUCCAUUUGUCGUUCUAUUCGCUUUUUCCAAACCGAUUCUCGAUGACGUUGCGCUUUAAGGUGGAGAACGGAGCUCACUACAAGAUAGUUUUGAAGGGCACUGGGCAGCAGGUGCAGCUUCGCACCUUCCCGCAGCUGGUGGAGUUCGGCAGUAUCCCGGUGGCCGUACCCCAGAAGCGAUACAUGCUCCUGAUGAAUCCUCUGGCGGUACCCAUCACGCUACAGGUGAAGCCCACUGACGACGGGGAGGAGACGCCGCUGGUGCUCAACAUCCGCGAUUCCACUGAGAUGCUGCCCAUCACUAUCCGCGAUCCCAUCCGUCACCUGCAGAGUGUCCACGAGGAACUCCAACGACGCGAAAACGAACCUUACGAGAAGAUCACCCUCACGGAACAUCUGCCAGACUCUAUGUCCGUGAAAUCCUUUCAGACGAGCGACUCCAUCUACAGCUUGGAUUUUGAGGAAGAGGUGAUGGAGCCCAUUCCCCAGAUGGCUGCCCAGUUGCUGACCCACUUGAAAAAGCAAAAGAUCUUUGACAAGUCGGAGACUGACCGCCGCGUCAUCCAGGAGGCACUAAUGGGUCUCAUGAACACCAAGUACUUUUCCGUAUUCACCAAGCACAAUAACUACAUUUUCAUGGACUGGAACGCGAUUCCGAGUGACCCGCGAGAGAUAUACUGCGAUAACGAGAUCAUCUACCUGCGACCCAACACAGGACGCAGCAUCACCAUCCUGCUGAUUCCGAACAAGGUCGGCUACCACCACCGCUCGCUCUCCGUUCGCAUCUGUCCCGCCCUUCCGCCGCCUGGCAAUGUGGAUUCUAGUGAAGAUUAUCCCGUGGAAAAGACACUCGUCAAGACAGAGUUCCUUUGCUCCAAACUCUGGUUCGAAUACAACUGUUUUUCCCCCGAGAUCCUGUGGAACAACACGGUGGACCUUUCGUCACGGACCAUCUAUGCCGGAGAGGACUACGCCUUUGACAUUCUUUUUACCAACCGUUCCAUUGUCGGUGGGUUCAUCCACUUCGAUGUCAUUCCCACUGACAUGAGCUUCCGCGACGGCACCUGGAAAUUCUACAUUGACGCCCAGUCAGAGGUCACGGCCAAGUGCGCGGUCACGUUUCGCUCCCUGGGCACAGCCCGCCUCUCGGGCCUAGUCAAGAUCGUGGGGGCAUCGCACCCGUACCCCUUCCACCUUUUCGCCAACGUGCUGCCGACGGAGAUCCGGAUCACGCCGAUGUACGUGCACCGCCGGCUCACUGUCUACGAGGAGAACGAGGUGCACUUCUACAUCGACAACUACACGCCCACCCAUACAAAGCUGAGCAUGAGGCUGAAAGAUACAUCGUUCCAGUAUCUGACCCUGAGAGGAGGGGCGCUGGCACCCACGGGCCAGAGUAUGUACACAACGCUGAAGUCUCUGUUCCCCGACCCGGAUCUCUACCAAAACACCUUGUACGUCGACCUGCAGUUCGAACACGUCAUGAUGCUGCCUAUAACCUUCCUGGUGGAGGGGGUUCCCCUGUACUUCGAGCCCAACAUCCGCGAGGGCUUCGAUUUCGGCCAGCUGUACACGGACACUCGGACGCAGUUCCAGGACGGCACUUACAACCAUCGUUUUCCGGUGCGGGUGAUCAACAAGGGCCUCCGUGCCUACCGCGUGAUCAUUAUCCGGCUGAGCAGUAUCGGUCCGGAAACCUCCCACUGUGCCCUGCACGCUCUCACGGCGCGCUUCGACGUGGACCCCAAGAACCUGUACCUACAUCCCAAUGGCGAGGAAAAACUGGACCUCCUAGCCAGCUCGUACGUUGAGGGGCGCUGCACCGGUGACUUCCUGCUGCAGGUCAUCGACCAAAAAUACCCACAGCGCAAGCACAUCAUUCGGAUCAGGGUUACGGCCAAGUUCGUCGAAGCCCAGCUCAAUUGGAGUCCUAGACAGCUCAACUUCAAAUACAAGCAUUGCGAGCCGUUGAGGGACCGAUCCUACGUUGAAACCCCCCUUCUGAUUAAUCCGUGUUCCGUGACCAUCGACCAGGUUGUUCUUCAGGUGACCGGCCCUUUCAGGAUCAAGGAACUGUACGAGGACAGCUUCGAAAAGGAGAUUACUAUAAAGAUGAACGGCAACGAGCGAAAGGAGAUCUUCGUAGUCCUCAAUCGGGGAGCAAUGAGGCAGCUCUUCUGCCGUCAAGUCGAGGGCAGGAUCAAUGUGUACGCGGUGGGGAAACAGCUUCGACCCCUGUCCUUACGGGUGGCUGUCCUGGUGCCAGAUGUGGUCAUCCUCCAGCCGGAAAUAGUACUUUUCGAUAGAGGAUCUCCGUACGACAGCAACGUGCAUCUCGUCAAUCAAGGCUGCCUGCCAGCAGAGUUCAAAUGGAAGAGGCUGGAAACCAGCGAGGUCUUCAUUGGAGACAAGGACGAUCCGGGUGGCAUCGUGGCCGAUCUUCUUUCGGAGAUUCUUCGCAUGCUGGAGUACAACUUCAGCUGCUCCGAAGAGUCGAAUAUGACGAAGAGGUAUCAGGAAUGCCGCUGCCAGUUCCGCCGCGAAGUGGAAAACGGCGAUAUGAUCCUGGAAAUUCUGGACGAGAUUGUCAACGAUCUUGAGCUGAGACAUCGACCUCUUCUCUAUCCCGUCGACAAAGAGGUGGAGGAGGACCCAGACCAGAGCUCCUCAAGUAUGGUGCGUGAAACCAUCAACGACAUUCUGGCUAGGUUGCACAUCGAUUCCAGUGACAAGUGGUCGGAGCCGUCCACCGAGUACUGCUUCGCCAGUCGCUUCAUCUACUUCCACGAGAAGUCUGGGACGGUGGAGGUGCCGGAUGCCCAAACAACUGACCUGGCAUGCAAGCUCCACCUGCCCCACAUUCGGCGAAACUUCGAGAUGCGUGCCGUCUUUGAGCUGUCGGUGAUUGGGGGACGGAGUCAACGAUUAUCCGUGGCCCUGGUGAAUCUGGGACAGAAGGUCAAGUUCUACAAAGACAACACUUACAUGGGCAUAAAGCCCUGGUAUGAGACCUUCGAUGCGGUGGUCCGAGUCACCAACAUUACCAAGUACCCGCUCCAGUUGGUAGUCGUAGAAGUGAAGCCUCCGCCCGCCAAGCCGUUCGCAGCCACCAAAGAGGAAAAGGAAGCGCUCCAAGAGAAGCGCCUGGUGGAGGGCUUUUGCAAGCUCAUAACCAGCGACCUGAUGAACUUGGACCCCCUCGGAACUGAUCAGAUCCGGGUGAAGGGCAUCCUUGGCUUCAGCGAGAGCUUCCGGCACUCGUACGGGGCGGUGAUCAACAACAGCGACUCCAACUACUUCUGGCUGAAGGGGCAGGGGGUGAUGCCUAUUCUAGACAUGACAUCGGCGCUCCCUGUCGUUCCCUUGGAUGCCUACGAAGUGCAGGAGGAGUACAGACUGCUGCAGCGCAUCUACCACUACGAGAUUUUCCGCACCAUCACCGAGUUGGAUGAGGAGCCAAAGUUCAUCGGGGAGGAGGAGGACCAGCAGGAGGAGCUCGGUAACUCUGUAUCUGAAGACUUCUCUCUGCUCUCCUCCAGUGACGAGGACAUGCCCUCCGAGCGGCAGGCCCAGCACGACCUCCAGCUCUUCCGCAUGGUUCGCACCUACGUGAUGGUGAACAACAACCAGGAACUGCCCCACGCCACGGUCCUGCGGCAGUUGAUCCUCGCCGAGCGGUAUAUGCUGCGUCUGCGCCUCAAGCCCGAGCUAUACAGCCUCCACCAGCAGGUGUACCAGAGCUACCAGAAGGUUCACAAAGUUCCGGGCUUCAAGCAGCCAGCGAUGGUCAAGCACUUCACCGUGCAGCCCAUUCCCUGCGAGCAGCAGAGCUACGUCCUGGAACUGGGUCCGCUCAUGUGGAACACCCUGCGAAAGUUCGAGAUCAAGCUCCACUUCUUUGGUCCCGGAAAACUGAUAGCCGCCGCUCGGACAGCCGUGAGGAUUCCAGGACUGUACGUCGACUUUAACGUAGUCGAAGCACAGCACUUGGACAAGAAGUUUUCGUUUUGGGCGGAGCAGUGCAAGGCCCUGGAGUACUUUAAACAAAAGUAUCGCAACAUGUUCGAGCGUCUGAUGGACGCCGAGGAUCCGAAACUGAAGCAUUCGCACUCCUUUGACCUGGACAGCUUGGUGAUGCACCAACGGGACCUGACGCCGAAGGACCGACGCCUCAUCGAGGAGUACUACAACAGCCUGAAUCCCUCCGUGUAUCCGGACCACAAGCACCACUUCACCCUGGCCAAAGUCUACUCUGGCUGCCUGUCGAACUACUCGGGGGUGGAUGUGACCUUGGUGGGAUUCUUCAAGCCUGAGGAGCGUUUCUACGCGAAGAAUCAGUUGGUGGAGGACUACAUUUACAUCGAUCUCCAUAUGGGUCCGACUCUGCCCAUCCUAAUGAGAGGCGUCCUCGUGUCCUAGACAAAUCUGUAUCUUUUAUGCAUUUAUUGGGGGUGGUGGGGGAGCUUGGGGUGUUGGGUUUCACUUAUGUGCAGUAAUAAAGCGUUUUCUUCCUCGGGAGAGGGGAGCCAUCAGCA